AAUUGGCUCCGGACAAAAGCACUGCGCGAUCGCUGGAAUGAGGAGGUUAUUCUUGUCAAACAUGAAAUGCAGUGGUCAAUUAAUUUCUUCACCCACAGAGCCAAGCAAUGGCUCUGUCACAUGCACAAUGCUACUUCUGCAGGGCUCACUGGACAUACAUGUUAUGCUGCCAGACAAUCUCACAUAUAUGACCUGCUGGCAGCACAUGCAGAGGAUUCUUUUCGGAAAAUG
Suillus fuscotomentosus is the source of this 231-nucleotide messenger RNA. RefSeq lists its product as uncharacterized. NCBI's taxonomy places the organism in Eukaryota, Fungi, Basidiomycota, Agaricomycetes, Boletales, Suillaceae. The annotation marks the transcript as partial. The transcript has a single exon. The record is from RefSeq and is a predicted model, not a curated record.